UGAGGAUGAAGAGCCAGAAGGUGAGGAAGAUUUCUCCACCGUCGAUGCCCUGCUGGAUCUGUUAAGGAACAUGGUCCCACAGAACUUGAUUCAGGCUUGCUUCCAACAGUACAAGACUUCCAUAGUGGUGGUGCAAAAUGAGGAUGAUGACCAAAACUCCACCGUGGGAAUGAUAAAUAAUGCAACAGAUGUGCAGCUCGUGGGCCAAUAUGUUGAGGGAACCAACAUGACGGGCCUGAUCAUUUGGGCUUUUAUUUUUGGCCUCGCCAUUAACAGGAUAGGAGAGACGGGGGACGCCCUCGAGGAGCUCCUUACUGUCAUUAAUGAGGCCACAAAGAAGAUUUUCAACAUGAUACUGGGAUAUCUGCCCAUAGAAGUGCUAUUCAUGGUCACAAGCCACGCUGUUGAGGUUGAGGACUGGGAAACUGCUCUGAGUCUUGGAAAGUUCAUGGGAGUGGUUAUUUUCAGGCUUCUGAUCCAUGGCCUGGUGAUUCUGCCAAUGAUCUUUUUCAUGUUUGUGAGGCGUAACCCUCUCCCUGUCAUGAGAGCGGUCACCCCGGCCUUAGUCACUGCAAUGCUGAUCUCAUCCAGCUCUGCUGCACUACCCCUCACGUUUUUGUGCUGUGAGGAGAAACUGAGGAUCAACAGAAAAGUCACUCGCUUCAUGCUGCCCAUCUGCACCAACACCAACAUGAACGGAAGCGCCCUUUACGAAGUGGUCGCAGUAGUUUUCAUCGCCCAGCUCAACCGCAUCAAUCUGAACUUGAGCCAGUUAAUUACCAUUGCUGUGACAGCAGCAGCCACCAGCAUCGGCGCAGGAGGGAUCCCAGCUACAGGAGCAGUGACCACUCUCUUUGUUCUGACAGCGGUCGGCCUACCUGCUCAGGAUGCCUCUAUUCUGGUGGCUGUAGAAUGGCUCCUAGAUCGAUGCAACACCGUUGUCAACGUCUUUUCAGACUGCAUUGGCGUGUCGAUCAUCUAUGAAGUGUCCAAAAAAGAACUGGAGGAGCAUAGACAGGAAAUGAUACAGAUGGAUUUCAGCAACGCUGCGGACGUUGCCCCUGACCAGAUCCAGGUCCACUUCAGCGACAGGGAAUCGGAAAACGAGUCCCUACAUACCCCACCCGAAAAUCCAUUCUCUGAAUUCAGUGAUGCAGCGGAGCAGCUCGACCCAAACCCGUCAUCCUGAGACCCAGUUUUAAUGAUUUAGUGAUGAGUACAGUGCAGCAGUGGAUGUGGUACAAAAGCCAGUUGAUCUGUGUAAAACUCAGAAUCAGAAUCAGAUGGAAUAGAUGAGUCUUGUUAAAUAAUCUCAGCUGUAUAUACUUCUAUUAAAUUUAUGUAACAAGCUGUUGAAAGUUAUUGAAAUGUAUUUAAUCUUGAUUGAUGGA
Oreochromis aureus is the source of this 1391-nucleotide messenger RNA. Its product is annotated as excitatory amino acid transporter 3-like. Lineage: Eukaryota; Metazoa; Chordata; Actinopteri; Cichliformes; Cichlidae. The record is from RefSeq and is a predicted model, not a curated record. The transcript is spliced from 10 exons. Gene Ontology annotation, biological process: L-glutamate transmembrane transport. Gene Ontology annotation, cellular component: plasma membrane. Gene Ontology annotation, molecular function: L-cysteine transmembrane transporter activity; L-glutamate transmembrane transporter activity; glutamate:sodium symporter activity. Bases 71 to 1189 code for a protein of 372 amino acids.